Molecule: messenger RNA, 1500 nt
Organism: Hippopotamus amphibius kiboko
Lineage: Eukaryota; Metazoa; Chordata; Mammalia; Artiodactyla; Hippopotamidae
Gene: ZNF581
Product: zinc finger protein 581
Exons: 2
Coding region: 192-785 (197 amino acids)
Cellular component (GO): nucleus
Source: RefSeq, a predicted model, not a curated record
CCACCGCCCUCCCCGGGACCCUCUUCUCCGUCCCCUGGUCUUCUCUCCCCUUACCCAGCGCCGCCAGCUCCUGGGGGACACUCCGAGGCCCCCGACCCGCCGCCGUCUGCCGCCACGGGGGUAGUCCGGGGCCGUUCCGGAGUCACCCGGACCCGAGAGGCUGCUGCACCGGGCCUCAGCCACCCCUCCGGAUGCUGGUGCUGCCGUCCCCCUGCCCCCAGCCCCUGGCGCUUCCCUCCUCUGACGCCAUGGAGGCCCCUCCCCCUCGGACAGGCGGGUCCCCAGAACCUGGACCUUCCUCCUCCACAGGAUGUCCCCAGACUUCGUCCCCUUCGAGGCCCAACCACUACCUGCUCAUAGACACCCAGGGCGUCCCAUACACCGUGCUGGUGGACGAGGAGUCUCAGAGGGAGUCCGGGCCCGAAGGGGCUUCAGCUCAGAAAAAGUGCUACAGCUGCCCCGUGUGCUCCCGGGUCUUCGAGUACAUGUCUUACCUUCAGCGACACAGCAUCACCCACUCAGAGGUGAAGCCCUUUGAGUGCGACACCUGCGGCAAGGCAUUCAAGCGGGCCAGCCACCUGGCGCGGCACCACUCCAUUCACCGGGCAGGUGGCGGGCGGCCUCACGGCUGCCCGCUCUGCCCCCGCCGCUUCCGAGAGGCGGGUGAGCUGGCCCAGCACAGCCGGGUCCACUCCGGGGAGCGCCCCUUUCAGUGCCCGCACUGCCCGCGCCGAUUUAUGGAGCAGAACACCCUGCAGAAGCACGCUCGGUGGAAGCAUCCCUGAGCCAGGCUGCGGGGUACCCCAGGUCGCAUGGGAUUUUGGGGGGAGUGUGGACUCCUGUGGCCCUCAGACAGCCGGCAGCGCCAGAGGCUGGGUUGCGGGGGCCCUGGACACAAACACAGACGCUCGCCUUGGCCAGGCCGAGCCCUGCCUUAAGGAGGAGCCCGGCAGUAAUCUUCAGGUCCUCAGUAUUUGGAAGAUGGGAACAAGACCUCACAUUUACAGAGAGAAGUCCUCUAACCUCAGAGACAUCAGCGAUUCCACGGCCCACAGCUGAGCCCUAACUGGAGGGGUAGGGGGCAGUGUGCUGUGUGUUGAAAUUCUCCACCCGGAAACCAUGGUUGGGGGCCAUCAGGAAUCUGCACCAUCUUUCUGAGGCCUUCCUGUGAUGCUGGGGGAAGGGGCCCCAGACCUGCCUCCCACUCCCCAGCCAGGGCCUGAGACUGGACACUCAAUAAAUACGUGUUCCACUUUGAGCACGUGAGGUUUGUUUUGGGGGACUGUGUCUCUGCCCACUGCCUAGAAGGGAGACUUAGCAAGUGCCUGGCCCAGUUGGGCCUUCGCUUGCCUGGCUGGGGAAUUGUAAGGUUGGCCUGCACUGGGGUUAGUCCUAGCUUGGCUCCUGACCAGCUGUGUCAUCCACGCAGAGUGUUUUUAAACUUUUUUUUUUUAAACCAUGAUCCAUUGUAAGAAACACAUUUUAUAUGGUAACUCGGUA